AUGCAAUCAUCGAUGCUGCUUCGGGUGAGGGCUCUCCCCAAAACAGCGUCGGUUCUCUCCCGUACAAAGACGGCGACAUACGCCACAUACAAGGUUCCUCGCAUUGACAAUGAACCAAACAAACACUACGCCGCAGGCUCGCCGGACCGAAAGGCUCUACAAGAGGCUUUGGCGCGAACGCAACGAAAUGCUCCUCUGAGCGUUCCUCUAGUCAUUGCAGGCAAGGAGGUCAAAUCCUCUUCAUCACUAACACAAUCGAACCCCGCGUCGCACGGCCCGGUGGCCACCUACUCCAAUGCAACCGCCAAAGACGUCCAGGCGGCGAUCGAGUCCGCCCUGGAAGCUCGCAAAUCAUGGGCCUCCACGCCGUUCGCCGAUCGUGCCAGUGUUUUUCUUAAGGCUGCAGACCUGAUCUCGACAAAGUACCGCUAUGAUGUGAUGGCUCUGACCAUGCACGGCCAAGGCAAGAAUGCCUGGCAGGCGGAGAUUGACUCUGCCGCUGAGCUUUGUGACUUCUUCCGAUUUGGCGUUAAGUAUGCGGAGGAUCUGUAUGCGCAGCAGCCUGUGCACCAUGCGCCGGGUGUUUGGAACCGCGUCGAAUACCGUCCGCUUGAAGGAUUUGUUUACGCGAUCAGUCCGUUCAAUUUCACUGCCAUUGGAGGUAAUCUCGCUGGAGCUCCUGCACUGAUGGGCAAUGUUGUUGUCUGGAAGCCUUCCCCUUCGGCCAUCGCAUCCAACUGGCUCGUUCAUCAGAUCCUGCUCGAAGCCGGCCUCCCUAAGAACGUCAUUCAGUUCGUCCCCGGCGAAGCCGAAGAAGUGACCAAGACCGUUCUCGACCACCCCGACUUCGCAGCCCUUCAUUUCACUGGCAGCACCAAUGUCUUCCGUAAUCUGUACGGUCAGAUCUCCACUCGUGUCGCAGCCGGCAAAUACCGCAGCUACCCACGUAUUGUCGGCGAAACUGGCGGCAAGAACUUCCACCUCAUUCAUAAAUCUGCCGACAUCCGCAACGCUGCUGUGCAGACCGUCCGCGGUGCUUUUGAGUACCAGGGCCAGAAGUGCAGCGCAACCUCUCGUGUCUAUGUCGCGUCCUCCAUCGCCGAUUCCUUCCUCGAACAGGUCGCCUCGGAAGCGAAGAGCCUAAAGGUCGGCCCCCCUUCGGACUUUACCAACUUCUGCGGGCCGGUUAUCCAUGAAGCCUCCUUCACCAAGCUCGCCAAGGUCAUUGACGAGGCAAAGAACGACCCCGAGCUCGAACUCCUCGCUGGCGGCUCCUACGACUCCUCCAAGGGCUGGUACAUCCAGCCCACCGUUUACCGCACCACUAACCCUGAUCACCCGCUGCUGACACGUGAACUUUUUGGUCCUAUUCUCGUGGUGUAUGCCUACCCUGACGCGACGGAGGCCGACUUUGCCCGUAUUGCGCAGAAGAUCGACGCAACAGGCGAAUACGGCCUCACGGGCUCGGUGUUCGCUCAGGACCGCGAGGCACUGGCGGUAGCCAACGACGUCCUCCGCAAUGCGGCCGGUAACUUCUAUAUCAACUGCAAGAGUACCGGCGCAGUUGUGGGUCAGCAGCCGUUUGGCGGGGCGAGGGCGUCCGGUACCAAUGAUAAGGCUGGUAGUGGGAACCUGCUGAGCAGGUUUGUGAGCCUGCGGUCGAUUAAGGAGGAGUUUGUUCCUACCUACAAGGUUGCUUAUCCUAGCAACGAGGCGUGA
Molecule: messenger RNA, 1719 nt
Organism: Aspergillus nidulans FGSC A4
Lineage: Eukaryota; Fungi; Ascomycota; Eurotiomycetes; Eurotiales; Aspergillaceae
Gene: prnC
Product: 1-pyrroline-5-carboxylate dehydrogenase prnC
Exons: 4
Coding region: 1-1719 (572 amino acids)
Biological process (GO): L-proline catabolic process
Cellular component (GO): mitochondrial matrix
Molecular function (GO): oxidoreductase activity; L-glutamate gamma-semialdehyde dehydrogenase (NAD+) activity
Source: RefSeq, a predicted model, not a curated record